AUUUGCGCUACAAGUUUUCGAAGUUUUUAAAGAAUUUUAUUAAUAUUUACUGCAAAAAGUUGCAGUGUAACAAAAGUAAUAGUUUAUUGCGUAUAUUAGGUAUAUUAGUCGAUAAAUAUUGAUAAACCCAAACACAUGUUGUUAUACGUUGAAUAUUCAACAUGUAUCCCCAAGUCUUGAAAAUUACAAAAUUUUUUCGAAUUUUUUACAAAAUUUAUUGACUUUUCAUAAAAGAGGGUUCUAUUUAAAUAUACGGGGGUAUUUAAAUCAAAAAUUUAUAAAAAAAAGUUUCGCUACUUGUUUACUUUGCUCUUUAUUUGUUAAACAAAAAAAUUUUUUUGAGGUUAGGUUGCCCUCCCGGGAAAAUUUGCCUUAGAAAUAAAAAACAACUUGAAACUUAAGUACUUUAAUUUCGUGACUACAAGAAUAAAAGUAAUUUUGAUAUAAAAAUUAACAUAUAACUGCUUAAAAUAACAAUUUUUAUUCAUAUAAUUAAACAAUAAUUAAUUUUUUCGUUUUUCUAUUUUUAAAUUCAACGUCGGUUUGCUGCGUAUUUUUUUUGUUUUGGCAACACUGCUUUGUAAGCUCCAUGAAGUUAAAAGAGGGUCAUCAGCAGAAAACGAAUGUGGCUUUUUGGAUAGAGAUCGGCACAACCCUUUUGACAGUGAUAAUUUUUUUUGAUUAAAAAAAGUGUGGUGACAGUGUUAAUUUACGAAAUAUUCAUCGAUUCUGUGAAAGGCUAUUAAGCAUCGAGUGUGUCAUUAAAGUGCCGGCUUGUUUUCACUUGUAAAUUCUUUGGAGCUUUGAACAUGGGAAAUAUCUACACUUGCGGACCAAAUGAAGCGCUUGUAGUAUCAGGAGGAUGUUGCGGUUCAACGAAGAAGCGAACAAUUGUCGGCGGCUACGCCUUCACCUGGUGGUUCGUCACGGACGUUCAGCGCUUAUCAUUGGAAGUGAUGACACUGAAUCCAAUUUGCGAGAGUGUCGAGACCGCACAGGGUGUUCCACUGACAGUUUCGGGAGUAGCUCAAUGCAAGAUAAUGAAGGCCGAUGAGCUGCUUCACACGGCCAGCGAGCAAUUCCUCGGGAAGUCCGUCCACGAGAUAAAAUCCACGAUUUUGUCCACCCUCGAGGGUCAUCUCCGAGCGAUUCUUGGCACUCUCUCGGUCGAGGAAGUUUACAAGGAUCGAGAUCAAUUUGCGGCUCUUGUCCGCGAAGUAGCAGCUCCAGAUGUUGGUCGCAUGGGCAUCGAGAUACUUUCAUUUACCAUUAAAGAUGUUUUCGACGACGUUCAAUAUCUUGCCUCCCUCGGAAAGGCUCGAACUGCUGAAGUGAAAAGAGAUGCUGACGUCGGUGUCGCCGAAGCUAAUCGAGAUGCUGGCAUUCGGGAAGCUGAAUGCGAGAAAGCGGCAAUGGAUAUUAAAUACAAUACCGACACGAAGAUUGAAGACAAUGCGAGACUUUAUCAAUUGCAGAAGGCGAAUUUCGAUCAAGAAGUUAACACUGCCAAAGCUGAAGCACAAUUGGCCUACGAACUUCAAGCAGCAAAAAUAAAGCAGAGAAUACGAAACGAAGAAAUUCAAAUUGAUAUUGUCGAGAGACGAAAGCAAAUUGAAGUUGAGACACAAGAGGUCCUCAGAAAGGGACACGAACUCGAGAGCACUGUUCGUUUGCCUGCCGAAUCUGAACAUUACAAAAUGGGCAAAAUCGCUGAAGGAAAGAGGUCACAAACAGUGGAUGCGGCAAAGGCAGAAGCAGAAAGAAUUCGAAUGAUUGGCGAUGCGGAAGCACACGCAAUGCAAGUGGUUGGCAUAUCGGAAGCUGAAAGAAUGCGCAUGAGAGCUGCUGUUUAUAAGAAAUAUGGAGAUGCUGCUAUUCUCAAUUUGGUGCUAAACGCAAUGCCUAAGAUUGCUGCGGAAGUUUCUGCUCCUCUUGCCAGGACGGACGAAAUUGUACUUUUGGGCGGAAAUGGUGCAUACACUGAGGAACUCACCCGACUCGUUGGCCAAGUGCCCCCCGCAGUGCAAGCACUCACCGGAGUUGAUGUAUCAAAAGUAUUUGGAAAAAUCCCUGGAGCAAAGGCAAAGUAAUUUUUUCCACUGCACACAUUGAAAACACUCUUGACUUCUUCGUUCAAAUUUUAAACUUUCGACAAAACGUAUUUGAUCAAAAAAAAAAAAAAAUCUGUACCAAAAGAUUCAUCACAAUCAACGCAAA
Leptopilina heterotoma is the source of this 2217-nucleotide messenger RNA. RefSeq names its product flotillin-2 (gene Flo2). Gene Ontology annotation, cellular component: plasma membrane. Gene Ontology annotation, biological process: protein localization to plasma membrane; regulation of myoblast differentiation. The coding region runs from base 810 to 2090 and encodes 426 amino acids. The transcript is spliced from 8 exons. The record is from RefSeq and is a predicted model, not a curated record. NCBI's taxonomy places the organism in Eukaryota, Metazoa, Arthropoda, Insecta, Hymenoptera, Figitidae.